This is a messenger RNA of Aspergillus sclerotioniger CBS 115572, 2351 nucleotides long. RefSeq names its product putative origin recognition complex subunit 3. Gene Ontology annotation, cellular component: nuclear origin of replication recognition complex; DNA replication preinitiation complex; nuclear pre-replicative complex. The coding region runs from base 107 to 2179 and encodes 690 amino acids. The transcript has 7 exons. Gene Ontology annotation, molecular function: DNA replication origin binding. The record is from RefSeq and is a predicted model, not a curated record. Lineage: Eukaryota; Fungi; Ascomycota; Eurotiomycetes; Eurotiales; Aspergillaceae. Gene Ontology annotation, biological process: DNA replication; DNA replication initiation.
CCCCCUGGCUGGCCUCCGUUUUGCUCAUCAUGGAUCCGGAUUUGCUGGAGGUAGAGCCAGCCAAUGCGCUCAAGGAUGGCACCAACAGUCAGGUACAGCCCCAUCAAUGCCCGUCCGUCACGACCCCGUCGCUAACGGAGCCAAGGGUGUCUAUAUCUACACGCCCGCCGAUAAAGGCAACCCUUCGGGAGAGCGCCCCUCCAAGCGGCGCAAGGUGGUUCUGGAGAAGGAAGCAAAGCAGAAGAACGUUUAUUCUUUUGUGCCCCUUAUGAAUGGGGAGGAAGACGAGCAAUCCGUCGGAGCACGAUAUAGAACAUACCAACAACUUUGGUCUACCCAGGAAGCAAAGAUUCAGGAAAUUCUAGAUGACGUCGACUCCGAGGUCCUAACCAGUGUUUCGUCCUUCGUCCGGUCGACUUCUCCUCAAACAUAUGACGGCUGUAUACCAGCGGCCCUAGUUACGGUUGGCUCCAACGUCUCGUCGCUUGCUAGACUGCUGGCCAGACUCAAUGAUCAACUAACCUCGGCCGGGGACGGAGGAGCUAUCGUGCUGGAGUCCGGAGAUGCGCCCAACCUCAAGACGACCCUCAAAAACAUCAUCAGAUUUGCCAUCACGAAUACAGAAGGAAAUGACGGCUACCAAUCCUUUCUCACUGAUCGAGAGGGUCCCAGACUUCUCGCAUAUGAUCUUGAUCUAUUAAGCGACUAUGUUAGACGCAAAGGCGUCAAGAAGCUGGUCGUCGCAUUCCGGGACAGUGAAGCCUUUGAUCCAGGCCUCCUUACGGAUCUUUUGUCUUUACUAAGCUCGUGGCUUGAUCGGAUACCAUUCACCCUCUUGUUCGGCAUCUCGACGUCCGUGGAACUCUUCGAAGGGAGACUCCCCCGGUCAAGUGUCGCCUUGCUUCGCGGAAGGUAUUUCGAAAUCCAUGAGGCGAGCAAUUGCGUCGAUCGCAUCUACGGGAGGCUGCAGGCAGAACAGGAUGGCAAACUCUGGCUGGGGCGCAACAUCACCAACGUUUUGUUCGAGAAAUCCAAUGAUUCUUUCCAGACUCCGGAGGCUUUCAGUCGAACGGUAAAGUACGCGUACAUGUCCCAUUUCUUUGCGAACCCGUUGACGGUGUUCCUAGCAGACGAGGCUCUCCCGAACAUGCGCAAGGACCUCGUCUGCGAAGCAAUCAGAAAUCUUCCUUCAUUCCGACUGUAUUGCGAGGAGCUGCUUGACGAAGGGUCUGCCAAGCAAGUGCGUGACCUGCUCGAAGACGACGAGAUCCUCUUUCAGCACAGUCUACAGCAGUUGAGGGAUGGACAGCAGAGGAUGCGCGACAUCUUUCAGUGCGUCAGAUUGAUGCACCUGCUUUUGAAAAAACUCAGCCUCGUCAAGAAGACGAGUAUAUCGGAUCUAUCCGUCCGCGCGCUUUCCGGCGAACUUCAAGACUCGCUAUUAGUAACCGACAUACUCCUAGCUACGCAAACGCUAGAUUCCACAUCACUCAUGGAAGUAUCUGCCGUCCUUCCGACCACAUUCGCGGGACGUGCAGAGUUACAAGAAAUCCGGGAUGAAGUCAACGCCUUAGAACAGGCAUAUCAGGGCACUGAGCCCCUUCGAAGCGCGCAUGACAAGCGUCACGCGGUCGUGGCCACAACUGUCGUUCAACAGCGGGUGAGGCUCAGCAAGGGCAAAGCCAACUUGCCCCAGGAACAUAUUGAGUACACCAAGAUCCUCGACCGUUUCCACACCCUGCUCGAGGGAUACUUCGAGCAGACUUUGCAGAGCCCGCAAGAUCUCGUCUUGCAUGAGAUCUUUCUUUUUGAUAUGAGGAAUCCCCUGAAAGAGAUCUUCUCCCCGCGACCACGUUUUGCAGUCGAACGGGCAUUGUCCAAUCCGUUCGACUAUCUCAUGUCUACCGCGGAGAAACCCGAGACCAAGGUUUCCGCGAACCAACCCGCCACAGCCAUUCUGUACCAGCUGUAUCUAGAGUCCGGGUCACUUGUGAACGUCUACGACCUCUGGCAGGCGUUUUAUGCCGUGUUUGAAAGCGAGCAAGGGGAUUUUUGCGACGAACGGACCACCAUGGCCCUAUUUUACCGCGCCAUGUCGGAACUCCAGGCUCUGGGUAUGGUGAAAAGCAGCCGGAAAAAGGCCGACCAUGUCGCUAAAAGCGCAUGGAUGGGGCUGUGAUUUGUAUUGUAUAUUAAGCACAAGCCAUCGUGCAGCGAUCUCAUACGCAAACCAAGGGUAUCAUAAGAAUAUGCAAAGCAGUAAUUGCCACAACCAUCGUGAACCUGUCUCCUGAUUCCGUAGCCGCCGCCAAUCAUCCGGAAACAGGUAAUUGGAUAAUAUCAUCGUUCCC